Messenger RNA from Ctenopharyngodon idella (grass carp), 2470 nucleotides. It is a transcript of the gene wrnip1, whose product is annotated as WRN helicase interacting protein 1. NCBI's taxonomy places the organism in Eukaryota, Metazoa, Chordata, Actinopteri, Cypriniformes, Xenocyprididae. Gene Ontology annotation, molecular function: DNA binding; ATP hydrolysis activity; enzyme activator activity. The coding region runs from base 115 to 1818 and encodes 567 amino acids. The record is from RefSeq and is a predicted model, not a curated record. The transcript is spliced from 7 exons. Gene Ontology annotation, biological process: regulation of DNA repair; DNA-templated DNA replication. Gene Ontology annotation, cellular component: nucleus.
CAUAACCUCUCGGAAAAGCGCUUUUUUUUCUACACGUGGGUAAAUGUCAACAAGACGCGACAGGCGAUUUUUUACACCCGUGUCGGGAAAUAAGCAAAGGAAUUUAGUGUGGACAUGGCGGAGAAUGUAUCAGAUACAGUAAAGUGUCCGGUUUGCGCGGGUGACUUUGAACCGGGCAGAAUUAAUGCGCACUUGGAUGAGUGUUUACAAAGCAAUGAUGUUCAUCAUCACACAGCUGAUCAGGAACCAUCUGGACCACCCUCCAAAAAACCUCGCACUAGCACUACUAACACCCGUCCUUCUACUGUAUUCUCCGUGUUUCAAACCAGAUCUAAAGCGACUGAUCAGAAACAGAAGCUCGCAUCAUUGGUCACAUGUAAAGAGAGUACAGAAGUUAACGUCAGUCCAGACAUGAAAGUUACGAGGAAACUUGAGUGUCCAGAUGUACCAGCUGCAUCUGCUGCGUCUUCACCAAAAGCAUUAAGACUGAAUAAUGACAAACCCCUGGCAGAAGUCAUGAGACCCAGCACUCUGGAGGAGUAUUUCGGCCAGAAUAAACUGAUUGGAGAGCAGACCCUGCUGAGAUCCCUGCUGCAGUCACAGGAGAUCCCUUCUCUGAUACUCUGGGGACCCCCAGGCUGUGGAAAGACCACCUUGGCCCAUAUUAUUGCCAGUUCCAUUAAGAAGAAAGGUACAGGACGCUUCAUCACACUCUCCGCCACCAGUGCGUCAACCAGUGAUGUGCGUGAGGUGAUCAAACAGGCCCAGAAUGAGCUUCGUCUGUGCAAAAGAAAGACUGUUCUGUUCAUCGAUGAGAUACACCGUUUUAACAAAUCCCAGCAGGACACCUUUCUGCCUCACGUGGAGUGUGGGACGAUCACUCUUAUUGGGGCAACCACAGAAAACCCGUCCUUCCAGGUCAACAGCGCGUUGCUCAGUCGGUGCAGGGUUCUGGUCCUGGAAAGGUUGUCGGUGGAAGCGAUGGGCUUGAUUCUGCGUCGGGCUGUAGACUUUCUCGGACUGCAGGUGUUGAAUGGGGAUGCAGUGGAACAGGACUCUUCUGAGAACUGCUCAGAUUUUCAGGUGUGUAUUGAGCAGAAAGCCCUGGACACUGUGGCGCACCUCUGUGAUGGUGAUGCCCGAGCUGCCCUGAACGGCCUUCAGCUGGCAGUGCAGGCGUGUGUUGUGCAGGUGCGCACGACUUCCUCCAAACCCAGUGGCGGCCCUCAGCAAAUAAUCGUGCGUGAGCAACACAUUAAAGAGGGACUUCAGAGAUCCCACAUUCUUUAUGAUAAAGCAGGUGAGGAGCACUAUAACUGUAUAUCAGCCCUGCACAAGUCAAUGAGAGGAUCAGAACCAAAUGCUGCCCUCUAUUGGCUGGGAAGAAUGCUGGAGGGAGGUGAAGACCCCCUGUAUGUGGCUCGCAGACUGGUCCGGUUUGCCAGUGAGGAUAUUGGUCUGGCGGACCCUGUGGCACUCACUCAGGCUGUAUCAGCAUUCCAGGCCUGUCACUUCAUCGGCAUGCCCGAAUGUGAGGUCAUUUUAGCCCAGUGUGUGGUUUAUAUGGCCAGAGCGCCCAAGUCUGUGGAGGUGUACAAAGCCUAUAAUAACGUCAAGGCCUGUCUGAGAAACCAUCAGGGCCCGUUACCGUCCGUUCCGCUCCACUUACGCAACGCCCCCACCAAACUAAUGAAGAAUCUGGGCUAUGCUAAAGGAUACAAAUACAACCCAGACUUCAAUGGGCCAGUGGACCAAGAAUAUCUUCCUGAGGAGCUUCAUGGUGUCAACUUUUUUACCUGGACGCCCUCCAAUCAAUGACUGUUCCCCUUUUGGGUUCAUGAGAAAUGGACUUUUAAGUUUGCAGUUUUGCUGUUUGCUUUGUUAUUGUUGUUGCUUCUUCCACUUAUCACAGCCAGAUUUCACACCUUUGGUCCAUAUCAUGAAAAAAUCUGCAUUUGCUUAUGCUGCUAAUAACUGUUUAAUAUUAUACAGUUAUAUAAUAAUAAAAAAAAAAGGUAUAUAAUAAUAAAAAAAAAAAGGUAAAUAUAAAAUUAACAAAGGUUGAAGAGACAGAUUUCCAUUUUUAUCUCAGGCAAGUAAGAAAUGAACAUAUUGAAACAAUGACAUGAAACAAUACAAACCAAAGGUUAAUCAAUAAGAGAUUUUUGAAUAUUUAUACGUGUUCUCCACAUCCCAGACAGUUCAUGUUUUAGCUUCAUUAGAUGAUUACAAAGUUGUUCUACAUUCUUUUCUACAAGCAACCAAUAUUAUAUAUGUUGUAUAUUACACUUAACAUACUCAAACCAAGUCUUACCUUGUUUUUGUACAUUGCAAUUUUUUUCACUUUGAAAUUAUUUUACGUUUCAAGUCAUGUUGAUUCAGACUUGAACUUGACUGAACAUGAUGAGAGUCAGAGUGUAAUUUCCACCAGUUUGAGUCAUUAAAGGUAUGGUUCACCCAAAAAUAAAAA